Messenger RNA from Schistosoma rodhaini, 1002 nucleotides. The record is from the annotation of a GenBank genome assembly. Lineage: Eukaryota; Metazoa; Platyhelminthes; Trematoda; Strigeidida; Schistosomatidae.
AUGUUCACUCUGUUAACGAUAUUUUCGGGAGUAGUCUUCCUCACUCUGAAUUCUGUUAUGUGUUUGAAUAAUGGAUUGGCUAGAACACCACCAAUGGGGUGGAAUUCAUGGCUGGCAGUUGGCUGUCAGGUGGAUUGCGUGAACUAUCCAAACAACUGUCUUAAUGAAAAUGCAAUCAAGCGAGCAGCUGAUAAAUUGGUAUCCGAUGGUUGGCGAGAUCUGGGUUACAAAUAUGUGAUAAUAGAUGAUUGUUGGAUAUCAAGACUGCGUGAUACGAAGACGGUUGCACUAUUGCCAGAUUCUUCGAGAUUUCCGAGCGGUAUGAAAAACCUUGCACAAUAUUUGCAUUCGAAAAAUCUACUGUUCGGAAUAACUAUUAGUUAUGGAACUGGAACAUGUGCAGGUUAUCCAGGUAGUUUUGACUUUCUCGAAUUGGACGCAAAGACUCUGGCUGAAUGGGAAGUGGAUUACGUGAAGAUGGACUCGUGUAACAGUCCUGAUCACAUGAUGCCUGAUGGUUUCGAAAAGUUCUCACGACUACUCAAUGGAACUGGUAGACCAAUGAUAUUUUUGUGUACAUAUCCUUUAUAUGGUUCAUGGUAUGCAAAUCCUAAAUCGAUUGACUGGAAGAGACUACAGAACAACUGCAAUCUCAUUCGUUCUCUGCCCAACUCCUUUAGUUCUUGGGCAUCUGUAAUGGGUAUUAUAGAUGGAUACAAAGUUCGCAACGAUGUUUUACCGAAAUUGGCUGGUCCAGGACAAUGGAACGAUCCCGACAUGUUGGUCUUAGGAAACAACAGACUUUCCAAUGAUCAAAAGCGAGUUCAUAUGGGUAUGUGGUGUAUGUUCGCUGCUCCAUUAAUCAUCUCAACCGACAUGGACAAGGUGGAUCAAUUCAGUGCAUCUCUGUUACGCAAUAAACAUUUGUUGGCGAUAGAUCAGGAUGAAGGUGGACAUCAGGCGGAAUUCAUCAAAUCACGAAAUGAUGUACAGGUGAGUUGA